This is a messenger RNA of Hippocampus zosterae (dwarf seahorse), 1353 nucleotides long. Its product is annotated as PRA1 family protein 3-like. The record is from RefSeq and is a predicted model, not a curated record. Gene Ontology annotation, cellular component: membrane. Gene Ontology annotation, biological process: negative regulation of transport. The coding region runs from base 1 to 576 and encodes 191 amino acids. NCBI's taxonomy places the organism in Eukaryota, Metazoa, Chordata, Actinopteri, Syngnathiformes, Syngnathidae. The transcript has 3 exons.
AUGGCAGCCAAAAUGGAGCUUGCACCUUUCAGAACGUGGGAUGAUUUCUAUCCGGGAACGGAGCGCUUCGCCAAACCAGAGUUUGGAGAUGUGGCAAAGUGGAAUAACAGAGUUGUCAGCAAUUUAAUGUACUACCAGACGAACUACUUCGCCGCGGCUGUGGUGGUUUUCCUCAUCGUUGGGUUCCUGAACCCACUUGGCAUGUUUCUUGGAGGAACUGUCGUGACCUUGGUAUUCAUGGGCUCCGUGUGGGCCGGAGAGAAUCAAGCCACCAUCAAGAACUUCAAGAGGAAGAACCCCACUCUGUUUGUAAUCGGCGUCAUGGUCACCAGUUACUUCCUGCUGUCGCUGUGCGGCGGUGUCAUGGUCUUCAUCUUUGGCAUCACCUUCCCUCUGCUGUUAAUCCUCAUCCAUGCCUCCCUGAGGCUGCGCAACAUGAAGAACAGGCUGGAGAACAAGAUGGAAGUUGUUGGGAUGAAGAAGACUCCGAUGGGCGUCAUCAUGGAUCUCUUGGAUCAGCAGGAGGAGAGAGUCAACAAAAUGCAGGAUUUUAUCGAGAGCAAACUGAAGCAGUAAGAUCGGAAGCAAAGGGAAGUCUGCUCCAUCAUCCCGCAUGCCACAAGUAGAAUCACAUUUGUACUUUUGGGCCCACCGCUCUUCCCGUUUGCUUUUAGUUAGAUGAGCACACUCCUUCAAAUGUGUACAAACGCUUUGCAUAAUCACAGUUGAAAGACAAAUGGCAGCAAAGGUUAGAGCAUUCCCAUGUCUGAGGAUUUAAAAAUACACUCAUCCCCUUGCUGAUUUUGGGCUUCUUUGGCACGCAGCUUGGGUCAUUUCAUCGUCGACUUCAUCGCGCUGGUUUGUCACGGGCAUUGCCGGUUUUUAUUUCAUAUCUAUAGUGAGAAACAUCGAUUGACUUCUUCAAAGCAAAGUUUCCAUUCUGUUACUUCAGGAGCCUUACAAAUACUGAUCCGAGGCCAAUGCGCUUCUGGUGUACAUGUGUUCUCACUCGUAAUCCUCAGUAUAAAUAGAACAAUUUUUCAGACUGUGUGACCGUGUGCUGAAAGCAAAGACUAGCUUGGGAGUCUCUCCGCCGAUCUUCCCUAUGCAAUCGAAAAGGAAUGGCUCUUUCAGCUUUGUUCAACUCUUUAUAUGUAUAGGUUUGCUGUUUGUGUCUAUUAUUUCGCCUAUAUUAUGAGUGCAAUGGCUGUAGGGUGCCCGCGAGUGCGUGUCGACUGCCCAGUUUGUGCACAAAGGCUUUCAGAUGGAUCUAACGUGUUGUCCUCUGUUACAUGUGACUUUUUCCAUGGUGUGAGCACAGAUCCAAAUAUUAAACAUGGCUGUCGAAACCAA